Calypte anna (Anna's hummingbird) is the source of this 1071-nucleotide messenger RNA. RefSeq names its product phosphoglycerate mutase 1 (gene PGAM1). The coding region runs from base 122 to 886 and encodes 254 amino acids. Lineage: Eukaryota; Metazoa; Chordata; Aves; Apodiformes; Trochilidae. The record is from RefSeq and is a predicted model, not a curated record. Gene Ontology annotation, biological process: glycolytic process. Gene Ontology annotation, molecular function: intramolecular phosphotransferase activity. The transcript has 5 exons.
UAGCGUCAGUCGCGCGUGGCAGCAGCAGUAGCGGCGCUAAGGCGGAGAGAGCGCGCGCCCGUGUAACGGCCUCCCAUCAGGUUCCGCUCUGCUCUGCUCCGCUCUGCUCCGCUCCUCUGCCAUGGCCGCGUAUCGCCUCGUCCUUAUCCGCCAUGGCGAGAGCGCCUGGAACCUGGAGAACCGCUUCAGCGGUUGGUACGAUGCUGAUCUGAGCCCCGCCGGACAGCAAGAGGCGCGGCGCGGCGGCCAGGCCCUCCGAGAUGCCGGCUUCGAGUUCGACAUUUGCUUCACCUCGGUGCAGAAACGGGCCAUCCGUACCCUCUGGACCGUCUUGGAUGCCAUUGAUCAGAUGUGGUUACCUGUUAUCCGGACCUGGCGUCUGAAUGAGAGGCAUUACGGGGGUCUUACCGGUUUGAACAAAGCCGAGACAGCGGCAAAACACGGUGAGGAGCAGGUGAAGAUCUGGAGGCGCUCGUUCGACAUCCCCCCACCUCCUAUGCAGCCCGAUCACCCUUUUUACAGCUCCAUCAGCAAGGACCGUCGUUAUGCUGACCUGACAGAGGACCAGUUGCCAACAUGCGAGAGCCUGAAGGACACGAUCGCCCGGGCUCUGCCUUUCUGGAAUGAGGAGAUUGUCCCACAGAUCAAAGAAGGCAAACGAGUCCUUAUUGCUGCCCACGGCAAUAGCCUGCGUGGGAUUGUCAAGCACCUGGAAGGCAUGUCAGAAGCAGCCAUUAUGGAGCUGAACCUGCCCACCGGCAUCCCUAUUGUCUAUGAGCUGGACAAGAACCUGAAGCCUGUCAAACCCAUGCAGUUCCUGGGGGAUGAGGAGACAGUGCGCAAGGCCAUGGAGGCCGUUGCUGCUCAGGGCAAGGUCAAGAAGUGAGGCUGAAGCCCAUCCCAGUCCUGCUGCUGAAGCAGACGCUACUGUGCCCCCUCCCAAGUUGUCCUGUCUCUGCAGCCUCCCCCCCUGCCAGCAUUGCGAGCCUGGGCUUGCACAGGGUCCGUUUCACUGUCUGACCAUAGCAGCUGUGUCUUGUUCCAGUUCAAUAAAGAAGUUACACGCAAUAG